GGUAGAUGAGGUGUGUCCUUAAUAAAUGCUGAAUUUAAAUGAAUUUUUACAUAAACAUUAAUAGCGGUUGUAAAACGCUUACAUUUAAGUUUUCAGAAGUAUUUGUAUGAGGGAAGCCGACAUUUACGAGGAGCACCUGAAGCCGCGUCGUGGUUCAGCCACGCCCCCGUCUCAUCGCGAGAGCCAAUGGGAAUCGUUGUAUUGAACACGCGUUUCCCCCUUCUCCCAGUGACGCGCCACCUUGGUCCCACUUUAUUAUCUUCAUUAUCAUUGCUACAGAAUAAAUCAGUCAACAUGUCUAUCCGUUUGUUGGAAAUAGUCUUUUUCUUGUAUUUUGCCUCUCACAUUCCCAUCACGUUAUUUAUAGACCUCCAAGCGCUGCUGCCCGGACACGUGUACCCUCAGCCGCUGAAGGACCUUCUGCAGUGGUAUGCAGAGGGGUUCAGGGACCCCAUGAUGCUGGACCCGCCGGCCUGGUUCAAGUCCUUUAUUUUUUGCGAGGCUCUGCUCCAAACGCCGUUUUUCCCGGUCGCCGCGUAUGCGUUCCUGAAAGGUGGCUGUACGUGGAUCAGGACUCCUGCCAUUGUGUAUUCCACACAUGUGGCCACGACGCUGGUCCCCAUCCUAGCUCACAUCCUGUUCUACCAGUUCCCUAUGAAACCCCACCCUGGUCCCCAGACCCCGCAGGACCGCUGGCUGCUGGUCUCCAUCUACUUACCAUAUCUGCUGGUGCCCGUGCUGCUGCUCCUCACCAUGCUGCUGUCCUCCACAUACAACCCCACCUCCACGUCUGGACACAAGUCCACCAAAUCCAAGAGGAAGUAACGGACCAGACUAAAGCGAUCUAAUCCACUCUGAUUUAAGGAGAUAGCUUCCUACAUUUCUCAAUUUCUCAAUUGUAUAUGAUUUACAUAAUGGGAUUUAUGAUAUUUGAGGGGCUGUGUCUGUAUGAGUCAAACUGCAUCACACUAUUAUGAAAAUAAUUUCUCCAGUUAAACCAUUGAGAAUGAGCACUUUUAAUGUUUUUCUUUAAAAGUAAAACAAAAAUGUUGAAAAUUUGUUGUGUCUUUUAUCUGAACCAAAGGGAAAACAAUACACUCAUAAAGAACUCUGCAGGAAAUCAGGAUGUUCAAGUUCUUCUAAUAUGCCCUUAUGCAUAUUAUGAAGAUAUUUCAUAUCUCCUGUAUAUAUGUUAAGAUUGAUAACAUUGUAUAUAAUAUUUUAGCAGUUUAAAAAAUAAAAAAUAAAUAUACACUUUUAUUAAACCCCAAGGGGAAAUUAGUUCUCUGCAUUUAACCCAUCCUUAGUUAUUAAGGAGCAGUGGGCUGCAGUGAUGUGCCCGGGAAGCAACUGGGGGUUCAGUGCCUUGCUCAAGGCAAGAGGUCUCAACACAAUGUAUUAGUACAUAUUUCCAGCUUUGUUGUAGAAUUGCACACACUGAUAUUCAUAGAUGAACUCUGUGACUGGACACAUUCUAGUUAAACAGGUGUAUCUGGUUGACCAGUGGGGUCAACUAUUUUCUAUUUACAGAUCAAUGUUUUGCAUGCCUAUGUUCUGACCAUAUGGAUUUAUGUUUUACAUGCCUGUGCUCAGCAUUUCUACCUGAAAUGUAAAUAACUGACAUCUAGGUUAAAACCUAAGUUGAAGCUAGUUAACAUCCAUAAAUGGAUGUAAAGAUGACACCCAUGUGUGUCUCACCCCACUUCUAUGUGGUGGGUUAGUUCGGGUAUAAGUUAAUGUGGUUUCUUCAGAGAGUUGACGAAAUUCUGCAGUCCAGCAAACGGUGCUUUUCCUCCCAUGAUUCAUGUUCAAUAAAUAACAAUUGAUUUUC
Molecule: messenger RNA, 1831 nt
Organism: Pseudoliparis swirei
Lineage: Eukaryota; Metazoa; Chordata; Actinopteri; Perciformes; Liparidae
Gene: tmem97
Product: transmembrane protein 97
Exons: 3
Coding region: 187-825 (212 amino acids)
Cellular component (GO): endoplasmic reticulum
Source: RefSeq, a predicted model, not a curated record